GAGCCGUCGCCACUGCCUUCUCUAGCGCCAUCGCCUGGUUUUUUCCCAUCCGAACGUUCCGAUCCCACACAGCCACUGCGACACGAUGCUGUCACGGUUACCACUAAUGCAGAGGGAGGGGCAAAACCCAGCACGGUAUUUGAUUCGAGGUUCACGGUUGAUGGCGGUGUGCAGCUGUUGAGACAAACUAAAAUUGACGAUGAUCUUAUCAAAGUGCAAUCGUUCGAGCCAGGCAGUCCAAAGCCAUCUCGUCAACUCGUCGUGGAAGAAAGGAACAAUGCGCUAAGCCGGCCAACUACGGUGCAUAUCUCGGAAUCAGGCGCUGUGGUAACAACAAACAGUGCUUUAUCGAACGAAAAGACAGUUGAAGUGAGCGCGGGUGCCGAUUUAGUGCGACCAGCUGUGGAACAUGAGGCUGAUUUUGUUUGUACAUUGAAAGUUUCGGACAAACAGCAGUUGAGACUCAAGAUUAUUGGAAGAGAAGAUAACAUGGAACGUGCGGAGGCAAUGACAAGACCAGUGGCCGGAAGAUUUUCUAGUUCCGAACAACCCAAUGAUCAUGCCCAGCAACAGCUAGCAGCAAAAAUGCCAAAGAAAAUCAAGGAUUCGGCGGCCUAUAAAUCAUUCGAUUCACUUUUACAGGCGGGUAGCGGUGAAUUUGCUGGAACAGCGCAGACUUCACAGUCGUUGCUUAACAUCGCUGGGAAAGGAGCAGUUAGUGAGGCUCGUUCACGCCAUGUAAUACCAAUUGGUGAUAGCAUUAUUGGCAAUGCUGCUGCUACUGCUGCUGCUGCUGUUGCUGUUGGAGUGCGUCAUCCUGCAGCUGAUAAACGUCCACUGGGUGUCUCAUUAUCAACAGAAUUUAUGCAUGAACAAGGAACAGGAAAAAAAUUACCGCAUGCAGUAUCAAAUAUUAUUGGAAGAGAAGAUAACAUGGAACGCGUGGAGCCAAUGACAAGAGCAGUGGCCGGAAGAUUUUCUAGUUCCGAACAACCCAAUGAUCUUGCCCAGCAACAGCUAGCUGCUAAAAUGCCAAAGAAAAUCAAGGAUGCGGCAGCCUAUAAAUCAUUCGAUUCACUUUUACAGGCGGGUAGCGGUGAAUUUGCUGGGACAGCGCAAACUUCACAGUCGUUGCUUAACAUCGCUGGAAAGGGAACAGUUAGUGAGGCUCGUUCACGCCAUGUAAUACCAAUUGGUGAUAGCAUUAUUGGCAAUGCUGCUGUUGCUGUUGGAGUGCGUCAUCCUGCAGCUGAUAAACGUCCACUGGGUGUCUCAUUAUCAACAGAAUUUAUGCAUGAACAAGGAACAGGAAAAAAAUUACCGCAUGCAGUAUCAAAUACAGCAUUUAAAGUGAUGUACCCCACCGGAAUGAUACGAAACGCGGAAAUUAAUAGUCAUGCACAACGAAUAGCCACUGAUGCUACUACUGGUGGUGGUGCCAGAGGAAGAGACGAUCAUCGUGGUGGAGCAAAGAAAACGGUUGUUGAAGUCCGACGGCCAUCAUCCUAUCCAGAAACUACUGCAGUACAGAGUAGUGGCGGCCCUACAAUUGUUAAGCCAUCGCUGAGAAAUGAGGAAGUAAGUUCUGAAGUACAAGCACCUGGUACAAAUGCCAUAUCAGCUCGACCGCUUCCAUCACCGCCACUAUCGCCGAAAUCGUUUUCACGAUAUAGUGCCGUAGUGGCCGCACAAGCUAUUGAAAAUAGUCGAAGACAGGAACCAGCCUGGAGUAGAGCGGGAGCACUGGAACGAAAUCGGAGGCAGUUUGCACCUGAGCAGGAACAACGAUCGGAUCAGGGUAAUGUUAUGUGGGCUCGAAAAGGAUUGGAGCAAAGAAAAGAGAAAGCGGGAAACCAGAACGGUGUUGUCCCGGAACAGGAAUACAAUUAUUUUGGUACAGCAUCUUCAAGCUCAUCGGAUUCCAGUAAAAAGGUGCAGCGACGAAGCUAUGAAUCCAGCUUCUCCAGCCAUGGAAGUCCGAGUUUCAUAGCAGCAGUUACUGGUGGCAGUAGCAGUGCUGCAGUAUCUCAAGCAGUGGCAGCCGCCCCUGCGACAUCCCGAAUAGCGACGAAUACGGCACCACCACCGGAACCACCUGUGGACUAUUAUGAAAGUAAUGUGAGUGGCAGUACGGAUGACCGACCGCAGGCGAUGACCUCCACAUCGCAUCAAGUUUUUGGCGUGAAGCAAGAUUAUGAAUUACGGAAGCAGCAAUUGCAUGAACUACGACGCCUACAACGUGAAGAAGCACGUCAGCUGCGUGAACUGAAUGCAAAGGCUGAAGCGUCGCGAAGUGAUCAAGCAAAACGAUUCGCAGCUGAGAAAGAGGUCUUUUUUUUUCCCUCGGUGCCUCAGCUGAGAUUGCUCAAAUUGGCUUGA
Molecule: messenger RNA, 2379 nt
Organism: Gongylonema pulchrum
Lineage: Eukaryota; Metazoa; Nematoda; Chromadorea; Rhabditida; Gongylonematidae
Source: the annotation of a GenBank genome assembly